Molecule: messenger RNA, 666 nt
Organism: Prosopis cineraria
Lineage: Eukaryota; Viridiplantae; Streptophyta; Magnoliopsida; Fabales; Fabaceae
Product: protein NONRESPONDING TO OXYLIPINS 2, mitochondrial
Exons: 4
Coding region: 91-519 (142 amino acids)
Source: RefSeq, a predicted model, not a curated record
UAUGAGACGGCGCUUUUGUAGGACAUCUGAUUCUGAAGUGUUGCGUCGUGCCUGUGCCCUCGAGGCUUCGAGCUUGGCGUCGACUCGUCAAUGGCUUUAGCUUGCAGCAGAAUGGCGAGGAGAAUACCUAUUUCGUCGAUCAAAGCAGCUCUUAAUUCCAAUGUUCGAAACUCUUCUUUCUGCAGAUCAGCCUCCAUUUUCACCACUCCUUCUAACUCUACCUUCACUCCCCUUCUUCGAUCCUUCUUAAUCAGCAGAACUAGGAUGCCUACAGUCAAUGUUGCCACUUCACAGUGUGGUAGCGGCGGCCAGAAUGACGUCUUGUUUGAGCGCUACUUCUCGGAGUUGUCGAGCGCUUUCUCAGGGCACAUAGUUAAUUUGGAGUUUGCGGGACCUGCCAAUCAUGGUCCAAUGCUUCAUUAUCAAAGCUUGGUCUAUCAGUUCCAAGGUGACCAGCUAGAGGAGAGGACUAUGCCAUUAAAGUUUCGGAAGGCUGAAUUCGAGGUUUUGUUAUAUUAAUGCAUGAAAAGGGACUAUACUGACUGUAAUUCUUUCCGGCUGCAAAGCAAGUUUCAGGAGAUUAAAAAUUAGUUGGCCGAAUUUAAUGAAGCACACUAAUUAUAAUUUGUGAAUGGUGCAUCUUACUAUAAUUUUUAUUUUUAUAUA